AUUUUACUUAAACUAAUUAGUGAAGUAAUAAAAAGCAUUAUGGGAGAGCCAAAAGUCUCAGUUGAUACAGUAAUAAUAACUAACGGGAAAAGGCUGUUUUGAAGAGCAGUGCUAGGGACAUUCUUAAUUACGCUAACAAUUCUUUAAAGUAAAUGAAGAGUAGUUGGGUUUGAAGUUAUGCUAAGUGGCUAGGGACUCAGUCUAGCAUAAAAUCUGUGUUCAUGAUUAUAAUAAUUGGGUGCAAGUUAUUACAUGUGCUAUCGUUUCCCUUUGGUUUUUAUGGGUUUAUUGAUGUGAGAAAGGUGUAGGAAUUUAGCCUGCUUUAUUUCAAACUUCAGGAGUUAAAAUAAACUACAGCUGUCUCUAGUUGUCCUUACGUUAUAAGGCUAUCUUUAAAUUGACUAGGAACAAAUGUGAGCUAACCUGAGGUAGAGGGUAGAUGGACCGUCCAGAGGACCCUGCUCCUGGGAAAUAUGCUCUAGAGGACCCUGCUUGAGCAGGGAGGUUGGACUAGAUGAUCUCCAGAGGUCCUUCCCAGCCUAAACCAUUCUGUGUUGUGGUCAUUUAGCUGUACUGACUUAAAACUUAUAUUGACUUACAUUUCAAUUAACGGAAACACCAGUUCUAUUUUUGUUCAUUUGCCCUAUAUAUGCACCAGCAGCACAGCGGAAUCUGCUACAAUGAUGAAGUUGGGCACAAAAUGGCAGGUGGAAAUGAUGUGGAUAAUUAAUGCUUGAUUUGUUUGUUUAUGUAUUUAGUGUCGAUGAAGUUGCUUUGCUCUCUGCCUCACUGGAAUAGCGUCAUGUAGCAUAGAAAGAAAAAAGGGAUCCGAUUCACAGAUAAACAACAAGUGCCCAUAGAAAGGGAACUCCUAUCUGUAUUUAAAUAAACAACCCUGCUUACAGAAGAGAUUAUUCUAGACAUCAUGAACAUCAAUGACUUUGUAGUACUCCCAGGUUCAAAAACUGGAACCUCAGUGAAAUUAAAAGCUAAAAAUGUCAGAGAGUUGCAGUUGGAGAAAGUACAGUUAGAACUAGAAAACAAGGAGAUGGAGAAGAAAUUACGGCAACUACAAUCAAACAUGAAUAGAGAAAAAGAAGAGAGAAAGAAAUCAAGGGCUUAUCACUGGAGAUGUGGACAGGCAGGACCAAUGACCAUCCAAGCUCGAGUUUUGUCACAGAACCAAAAAAACAAUAGUAAGGUUUCUUCAGGAAAAGUGAAACUGAAAAUACUCAAAGAACAGAUUAGAGAGCCAAUGGAACAGUCAUUUAAGUGUGAAAUGGCAAAUGCUGUAGCUUAUGAAACUUCUGAAAUGAAGGGAAUGCUAUGUGGAAAAUGUGAAACAAACAAUGCAUUACUGACGGAAGCCUGUAUACCUGUUGGAAAAUUGGAAAUUGCCCAUCGGUUCAUCAAAGAAGUAAAUCUGGAUGAAUCAAAAAUUAAUCUUGAGCAGAAGAAAAUAAAUAACAGGCAUCAGCUCACAUCAGACAAGUCUUCAUCUCUGCUAACAUCAGUGGGCAGUGGUGAGUCCUCGGAAUCAAUCUGGACAGGCCUUGAAAAUCAGGAGAGUGGGUUAUUACUACAUGGUACGUUUAAUGAGGAAGAAUCUACGCAGUCGUUUCAGGAAGCUCUGAUUCAGUGGAGAAGUAGAUAUUGUGAUCGCAGAACUGCAAUGAAUUCCAGUGAGGUCCUAUCAGAAACUGUGGGAGUUUGUGAGGUACAGACCCGCCUUACUGUUACAAAAGAACCUAUCCAAAUUGAAUUCAAGGAGGACAGCCUGAGCUACAUGGAAAAACUCUUGCUUAAGAAAUACAGAAGAACUCCUGUUAAUCAAGUUUCUAGUAAUCAGGUAAACAAUUUAAGGCCUGUACAAACGCUGGAUGAACAUCAGGCUGCUGUUGGAGGAGAAGGAGGUGGAAAAGGAGAUGAUGGUGGUGAUGAUGAUGACUUAACAGUUGAAGAUAUGAAGAGAUAUUGGGCACCUGUUUUCAGAGAGAAAGUACCUAACGCUGUUUCUGAGAGUGCAGAGUCGUCUCUGAAAAUUGAGGUCCUUGAUGAUUCUUAUGACAAGGACUUGGAAGAAUCAUCUGACUUUUUGGUGAUGGAAGCUGGGGCUAUAGGAAUGAAUAAGCAAAGAAAAACGGAACCACUCGAGCAGUUUAGAAGUAGUGUAGCAACUGCAGAUCAUAGAAACUCAAUACCAGACCUUUUGCCAACAAAAACUGUAGGCGUAAUGAGAAAGUCAUCUGGUCAGUCGACUUCUACAGCUGACACUCAAUAUCUUCUACCUCUUCCUCUUGUUAGAAGUCCUGUUUCUUCUAAAGAGACUUUUCAAGAAAUAAUGGUUUUCUGCGAUCACCUUGAAAGAAAUGCAGUGCAAAAGGAGAGUAAGAUAAAGACUAUGGGAGGAAUGCUUAGCUCUUGUAAACUCUCUGAGAAGACCUCUAACCCUACGAAACUAGUGAGCAACAAAUAUCUCUUUGAGAUGCAAUUACGGGAAGAUAAAGACUCACAAAUAUUGGAUGGCACCAGCAAUAGCCAGAGUUUGGUUUCGCCUGUAAUUGCAAAGUCCUCAGUGUUGUUACAGGAAGUAGCCCACAGAGAGAAACCUGUUUCUACAUGGUACUGGGGACUUGAAGGUUUCUUUGUUUUAGGUGUAAGCCCUAAACAAGUAAUUCUGAAAGCAUGUUCUUCACUGUGUGCUGACUGCAAUCCGGCAAAAAAUAGUAUUUUAUUUUCAGGAGAUGAAGAGUGGGUUAUUGACAGAAGCUUAAGUGAAUAUGCUGAUAACUCUGUUGUCCAAGGUGUCUUAGAAAAUCAAAGGAACAGACAUUCAAAUGGUUUGGAAAGACAGGACUCUCCAAACAGAAUGUCUCCCCUGAUGGUAGUGUACCCUGGGAAUGAUUCUAGAAGACCAUGGUCAACAAAUAUGCUAGACUGUAAAUUGGCUGAAAAUCGUCCAACUCGGCCAAGACCAAGGAGUUCACCUAUGCGUCCAUUAAGAGUUGUUCCCGAGAUAUCAAAAGACAAGUGCCUUGAUGCAACUGAACAAGAUGGGGAUCUUUUGGGAUAUAGGGCUGACCAGGAAGCCCUACUUACUCUGGGAAGAGAGUUACAAAGCUAUACAAGUCCUCAGGAAAAACUUUGCAGCUUAACUUGUGAAGGCUUUCAUAGUACCCAUUUCCAUAAAAAUCAGGAACUAAAAGACCACAGCAGAGCUGAUACUGUAAGGGGCUGGGAUGAAAGCCAAAUGGAUGACGAGGAAGAAAUUCUGAAGGAUAAGCAACAGGUUCUUGCGUUACAGUGAACAUACAAAGAACUUAAUGCAAUUGUUAUUCUUUUAUAUAAGAUACAAAACCAAGAAGCAGAUGGAGAGGUGUCUUGAGUGCUGCAGAUGUUAUUUAUAAGGAUCAUUGUCUAAGUCUGUGAAUAAAAAUGCUUAGUUACCUGGUUUUGACUUUUUUUCUUAG
Molecule: messenger RNA, 3470 nt
Organism: Struthio camelus australis
Lineage: Eukaryota; Metazoa; Chordata; Aves; Struthioniformes; Struthionidae
Source: RefSeq, a predicted model, not a curated record